Misgurnus anguillicaudatus (oriental weatherfish) is the source of this 2141-nucleotide messenger RNA. RefSeq lists its product as uncharacterized. NCBI's taxonomy places the organism in Eukaryota, Metazoa, Chordata, Actinopteri, Cypriniformes, Cobitidae. The record is from RefSeq and is a predicted model, not a curated record. Gene Ontology annotation, biological process: heterophilic cell-cell adhesion; homophilic cell-cell adhesion. Gene Ontology annotation, cellular component: adherens junction; apical junction complex.
CUCUGGCCUCUGUCUGACAGACACACACAUACACACACACACAUUGGCAUGCACUUACCUUCAGGUAGUUUUGCUCCAGUUGCUUUGUUUAAUGACUUCAAUAUGAAGCUGCCAAUAUUUUUUAUUUUAGGGAUGUUUUUGAAUCUUGCACACAGCAGGGAAAUGCAAGAUUCGCCCAGUGACUUGGUUCUCGACAAAACUGUAACAGGGAUUUUGGGGGAAGAGGUCUACCUACGUUGUAUGUACACUGGGCAAUAUACAGUUAUGUUCUCCUCCUGGAACCGUCUGGAUUCCUCAAACAGUGCACGGAAAAUGGCGGGCUACAACUACUUUAACACUCCAUUCAGCAGAGAAAACUUUGACUUACCAGCAUCACUUACCAACCUCACUGUGAAAAUGAGCAUAGAGAGUCUUGACAAUAACGGAGAAUAUACGUGCGUCUUCAACACCGAUGAAGUUGAAACCAAGGACACCAUGUUCCUCACUGUCAUUGCCCGGCCUGAUGUUGACAUCACUGUAAAGGAAGAAGUUGUGAACGGGAUGCUCCACCAAGCUGUCACUUGUGCUGCCUCCAAUGCCAAGCCAGAGGCUUUUAUUAGAUGGAAGAUCUCUGGUGCCCUUCCAAGAGAUGACAUCUUUACUGUAAACACGACUAAUGUUGUUCACCCCAACGGCACAAGCAGUUCAAUCAGUGUACUUCGCUUCCCCUUAAUUAUGAAUAAUGAGAGUACGGUUACCUGUGUCGUCGAACAUCAAGGCUUUACUGAACCUAAAGAAGCCAACAUAGAGGUGGCAACAUUUGUUCAACCUUUUGUGACCAUGGAGACCGUCCUGGUCCAAGAAGGCGGAGAAGAUUUCCAAGAAGUCACCUGCACUGCAUCAGGGGGACGACCACACCCAAAUAUCACAUGGAUAUUGCCUGAAUCAAAAAACAUGACACUUUCACAGAGAAACACCUCAAAACCAGAUACAGUUACAAGUUCAUACCGGUUCCCAUCAGACCUUUAUGGGGGCCAAAACAUCACUUGCAUUUUUGAAUACACCCUUCUUCCUUUUUCAAACACAAAGACUGUUACCCUGCCAACUUACUAUCUCUCCUCGCUUAAGCUGAAAGACAACAAUCUUGCUAUAAAGGGUGAAAAUCAAACUUCACUGGCAUUUCAGAUGGAGGACACAAACAUUGCAAUCGAAAUGGAUGUUUUGGGCAAUUUUCCAAGUUAUAAAAUCAGCUGUAUCAAGGAAGAUCAACCAAUGCCAGAGGAUGUGCAUGUGGUUGGAAGUGAUCUGUUUAUCAGCGGACCUCUAGAGCUGAAGCACGCAGGACAGUAUCUCUGUCGGGCCUCGUACCGUACACAUUCAGCAUCUUUGCAGUUUACGCUUGAAGUGAAUCCAAAAGUCAUAUUGCCAGUGUCAUUUCCCCCAAACAUUAGUUGGAAUCUUAAGGAGAAUUCAGACCACAUUUCCAUUGAAUGUUUGGCCUUAAACGCUGCACCUGCUGCAAACGUGUCCUGGACCCUUCCACCAAAGCUGAAUGCUACGGUUCGCUCUGAUGUCACUUCCUUUAAUGGAUCACAUUCUGUCAGUAGUGUGUUGACUCUGCCCAUAUGCGUGCCCAGUGAAUACACAGUUGAGUGCAUAGUCGAACAUCCGCAUCUAACAGGAAAAGAGACACGACAAAUUGCUCUUCCAGUUUGUGAGGCACCAAUUAUAACAUUGCAGUCCAGUGUUGAAUGGGAGAACGACAUUGCAUAUAUGCGGCUGGUUUGUUCGGUGGAGAGUCAGAGGCCUACAGCAUCUAUCAGCUGGGUUACAGAGCGCUGUGAUAUUGACAUCCGACCUGGUGUGACUGUUAUGAGUAAGAAUGAGUAUCAGCAGAGUCAUACUGUGAUCGUUGGGAGUGUGGCACACGUCCCUAUUUACAUGUAUGCUGGAUGCACCAUUACCUGUGUGGUUGAGCACAGUGGGUUCGAGAAACCAGAAAAAAGAGCAUUGGCCUUCCACCAUUAGGGCCGUCUAAAAGCCAAUUGUUUGUGGAAGAAGAUAUAUACAACCAUCUAUGGCAUGCUGUGUGUGAGUACACUGGCAAUGGAGUAAAACCCAACAUCUCCUGGAUUCUUCCCGAUGAAGACACCAUAAUUCAG